AUGAACUUCUCAAAUGCUCUACUCAAACUUGAUGAAUUUGAAUUAAGAAUAGGUUUAGAGUUCUUCUUACAAAUUGACGUCGAUCUUUUCUACAUGAAAACAUGUACAUAUCGUGAUGCAUGGCCUCGAUCUUUAGAUGAAGGUCUAUUUUGUAAAUCGCAAUUACCUAUCGUACGAUAUAGUUUUCAACCUUGUCAAAAGAUUUCUUGCACAUUAUGCGAAUCAUCAUCAACAAUUAUACAAUUUAAUUCAUAUCGAAUACAUCACUUUCUAAAUGGUUAUCAUGCAAUUCUCAAUUGUCCAGUUACGUGCCAUACGAAAAAUAUCAUCUAUGCUUUAACUUGUCCAUGCGGUGAAUAUGAUUUUAUUGGAUCAACAUCUUCCGAUAUGUCAGAAGUGAUUGAAUCUAUUCGAGAAGCUGGCAAUCAAUAUAUGCAUGAAACAUUAAUAUCUACAAAGUCGUCUUUUUAUUCACAUCGUGAUACAAACAAUUUUUUACAUAAACAAAAAGAACUCAUCCGUUUAUAUCAACAUUCAACACGUUGUUCUAAAGUUAUUCAAUUAUUUUUAAAUGUGAAUCCUAAUUAUGAUUGUUUUAUUCCAAUAAGUUUUGAUCAAGCAAUAGUUGAUGAUAGAAAUAGAAUAAUCGAAGUAUCGCCUAUAAAUAAUUUUACGGACUUAUAUAUUCAAAAUGUACCAGUACCACCGAAUGGUUAUAUUUUUUCAAAUUGUCAACAAGAAAAGCAAAGAAAAUUCUUUGAAAAGUUACAUAUAACAAAAAGUCAUGAUGAAAAAAUGUUUACAUCAGUUGAUUUUUAUAAUGUUACUGUUAUAGCUGUUCUACCAGAAAAUUGUUCAACAUUAUUACGUCAAGUACUUGAAUGUCUCUUUGCAACACAUGCCGAAACAAAAUUAAAUAUGUUUAAUUUACGUACAAAAGAUACGUACGAAUUUUAUGGAUUACCUUUUCAUAGAGUAUGGUGUGAAAACAUAAUACGUUCAUCGUCAAUCACUUCGUAG
Molecule: messenger RNA, 1020 nt
Organism: Rotaria sordida
Lineage: Eukaryota; Metazoa; Rotifera; Eurotatoria; Philodinida; Philodinidae
Source: the annotation of a GenBank genome assembly